This is a messenger RNA of Urocitellus parryii (Arctic ground squirrel), 829 nucleotides long. RefSeq names its product suppressor of IKBKE 1 (gene Sike1). NCBI's taxonomy places the organism in Eukaryota, Metazoa, Chordata, Mammalia, Rodentia, Sciuridae. The record is from RefSeq and is a predicted model, not a curated record.
UCCGGGGACUACUAGUGCKUACCGCCUAGGUGAGCAGGGCAGGGGCCGGGGUAUUCCUACCGCUAUGAACUGCACCAUCGAGAAGAUCCUGACAGACGCCAAGACACUGCUGGAGAGGCUGCGGGAGCACGAUGCGGCCGCCGAGUCUCUGGUGGAUCAGUCGGCCGCGCUGCACCGACGAGUGGCCGCUAUGCGGGAGGCGGGGACAGCGCUUCCGGACCAGUAUCAAGAAGAUGCGUCCGACGUGAAGGACAUGUCAAGAUACAAGCCUCACAUUCUGCUGUCUCAAGAGAACACACAGAUUAGAGACUUACAGCAGGAAAACAGAGAACUGUGGGUUUCUUUGGAGGAACAUCAGGAUGCUUUGGAACUCAUCAUGAGCAAAUACCGGAAACAGAUGUUACAGUUAAUGGUUGCAAAAAAAGCAGUGGAUGCUGAACCAGUUCUGAAAGCUCAUCAGUCUCACUCUGCAGAAAUUGAAAGUCAGAUUGAUAGAAUCUGUGAAAUGGGAGAAGUGAUGAGGAAAGCAGUUCAGGUGGAUGAUGAUCAGUUUUGUAAAAUUCAAGAAAAACUAGCACAAUUGGAGCUUGAAAAUAAAGAACUUCGAGAAUUAUUGUCCAUCAGCAGUGAGUCUCUUCAGGUCAGAAAGGAAAAUUCAGUGGACACUGCUUCCCAACCCAUCAAAUAACUGAACUUCCAAGUGAUGGCUGAAGAUUAUCUAGGAAGGAAUUUAUCUUUCCAUCUAAGUAUUAUCCAUCCAGUGUCUUGCCUCAGACUUGAUUUAGUGUUGAUUAUAGAUAUUAGGCAGCAGUUUAGAAUUCCCAGUCAA